This is a messenger RNA of Vanrija pseudolonga, 1305 nucleotides long. RefSeq lists its product as uncharacterized. The transcript has 7 exons. The record is from RefSeq and is a predicted model, not a curated record. The coding region runs from base 1 to 1305 and encodes 434 amino acids. NCBI's taxonomy places the organism in Eukaryota, Fungi, Basidiomycota, Tremellomycetes, Trichosporonales, Trichosporonaceae.
AUGCUCUUCGACCCGCGCACGCGCAACGGUGGCGCCGCGCGCCGCCUCGCCCCGGCCUUCAUGCUCGCCUUCGUGCUGGCCUUUAUCGUCUUCCCGUGGUUCGGUGGCGACCGGACACGGAAAAUACUCGUCGGGAGCCCGUCGUCGUCGCUCCGCGUCGCCGUGUACGAGCCGACGCCGUACCAUGGCGCGUACCGCCCCAACUGGGAGUUUGGCGAUAUUCUCGCCGACAUCCACCCGCAGGCGCCGCUCAACCCCGAGCUGCUGGGCAAGGCGAUCCAGAAUAACGAAUACGACGUGGUGUUUAUCAACUCCUGCGACCCCAAGUUCCAGAACCGCGGCCACGGCGUGCUCGACGCGCUCAACAACUCGACGGUGCACGAGGGCGACUUCUUCGGCAUCCAGAAGAUGGACCCGGAGAUCUAUGCGCCGUGGGCCGAGAGUGACCGCCUGGACGUGCUCACGCUCGGCUCGCACACUGGCCAAGAGGUGCGUCGCACCAUCGGCCGGUGGGCCGAGGAGACGCGCUCGACGGCGUGGGAGCGCGUCCCCGUGUUGGACUGGGCGCCCGUGUUCGACCCCCCGCUGUCGCGUGUCCCGCGUAAGGUCGUCACUGGAAGGUUUGACAAGGCCGCCAUUAUUGGGCGUAUUCAGCAGAGCUCGCGCGACUACGAGGGCGUGAUGCGCGAGCUUGAGCAGGCGAUCCUGGCCGACCCGCCGGCAUGGGGAUACAAGGUCGAAGGUAUCCCGCAGCGCAUCAUCCCCAUCGAGGAUAGCCCAUUCACACUCCACUUUAUCGGGCUCAACGAGCACAAGGUCGAGUUCCCCCCGCUCCUGGUGGCCGAGGAGAACCCCGUCGUGGUCGUGCACCCAAAGGUCACCAACGUCGAGUACUACUCUUUGAUCCGGAGCAUGGACAUCGUGCUGCCCGCGUUUAACACGGACGCGUACUACAAGGUGCGGUCGAGCGCGAGCAUUCCAGCGGCUAUCAUGUGCGAGACACCGCUCCUCGCCUCGCGCCGACUGCUAGAGAGCUACACCUACCUCCACAGCCCAAGCUACAUCGCCAACCCGCUGUCCACGACGACCGUGCGCGCGAUCGAGCAGCUGCGCGCCGGCCAGCAGCCAUGGCAGGCGGCGUAUGGCGCUGCCCCUGCGCCCACAGUGCCGGCUGCCAAGGCAUUCCUCAGCCCGUCACGCUGGUGGAACACGGGCGACACGUUCGCGCGCUACAAGGCUGCGCUGCGCGCGCGCAACGUCGAGAUCUUUGAGGGCAUGCUGCACCGCGCGACGACGAGCAAGUAG